Suillus subaureus is the source of this 458-nucleotide messenger RNA. RefSeq lists its product as uncharacterized. The record is from RefSeq and is a predicted model, not a curated record. NCBI's taxonomy places the organism in Eukaryota, Fungi, Basidiomycota, Agaricomycetes, Boletales, Suillaceae. Bases 130 to 372 code for a protein of 80 amino acids. The transcript has 3 exons.
UCCUCACGUAAACGGUAAUGUCAAACCAUUGAUUCUAUCUGAAAAAAGUAUUGUGGUAUCCAUUGAGUGGCUAUAUUGUAUAAUGCCAUCCUAUUCUAACGUCAAGGGUAAGGAAUAGGUCAGGUCACGAUGCAACGAACAACGAAAGCCUCUGUGAUGUUAUGCGCUUUCGCAUCUGCUGUCCCUCUACCGCACAGCAUUCAGCUGCAACAUAUUAGCUGCCCGCUUGUGCUCGAAGGCGCUUGCCGCUGUCCCAAUCGGAUGCAGUGGCGCUGUCAAAGCUCACGGUUGUGGUUGAGUAUGCUUGUGACCACACACCGCAGGAAUGACAUUGUUGCGAUCCAUAGAACGAUAUCGAAGUUGUGCUGUUGAACAUGUAUACAAAGGAUGAGCUGUGGAAGGUUUGUGCUCUUGUGGAUUUUGAUGCAUGCAUGGUACUUCAAAGCAGUGGAUUUCAC